UUCGGAGAUGCUGUCCUGUUUCGUCUGGGUCUCCUUCCCUGACUUGGUUAAUGCCUUUGCUGCCGCAGGAAAAUUGUCCCUCCACAGGACUCUGGAUGAGCCUUUUAAAAUCCCAAACAUCUCGGGUUUCUUUUCCUGGGAUAACGACAGCCUAGCCGACUGGCAGAGCUUCGUGGGCAGGAGCCGGUACGGAGCGGAGUCACAGAGCAUCACGGUGAAAGCCCUGCUCGUCACGGCGUACUCCUUCAUCAUCGUCUUCUCCCUCUUCGGCAAUGUCCUGGUCUGCCACGUUGUCGUCAAGACCAAGCGCAUGCACUCCGCCACCAGCUUGUUCAUUGUCAACCUGGCUGUAGCCGAUCUCAUGAUCACGCUCCUCAACACGCCUUUUACACUGGCUCGUUUUGUGAACAGCACCUGGAUCUUCGGGAAGGGGAUGUGCCAUGUCAGUAGGUUUGCGCAGUACUGCUCCCUCCACGUCUCUGCCUUGACCCUCACGGCCAUUGCCGUGGACAGGCACCAGGUUAUAAUGCACCCUCUGAAACCUCGCAUAUCUACUGCAAAAGGUGUUAUCUACAUCUCUGUAAUCUGGAUCAUGGCAGCUUGUUUUUCCCUACCACAUGCUAUCUACCAAAAACUCUUUACCUUUGAAUACAGUGAGGAAGUUACCAGGUGCCUGUGUCUGCCAGAUUUCCCCGAGCCUGCGGACCUCUUUUGGAAGUACCUCGACUUAACCACCUUCAUCUUGCUCUAUGUCCUGCCCCUUCUGAUCAUCUCUGCUGCCUACAUGACAGUGGCCAAGAAACUCUGGCGGCGCAAUGUCAUCGGGGACGUCACCACUGAACAGUACUUUGCCCUUCGCAAAAAGAAUAAGAAGACCAUAAAGAUGCUGAUGCUUGUUGUCAUCCUCUUCGCAGUCUGCUGGUUCCCCUUAAAUUGCUACGUCAUCCUCCUCUCCAGCCAGACCAUCCACACCAACAAUGCCCUGUACUUCGCCUUUCACUGGUUCGCAAUGAGCAGCACCUGCUACAACCCCUUCAUCUACUGCUGGCUCAAUGACAGCUUCCGAUCAGAACUGAAGGCUUUGCUCAACAUGUGCAGAAAACCUCCCGGACCCGCAGAACAGAGGCUCCCCUCCGCAGUCCCAUCCUACCAACUGGCUUGGCCAGAAAAUGGCAACUUCAAGAGGUUGCAGGUCUCCCAUGUCCUUCCGUCAGCCUCCAACGUCCAGCUGGGGAAGACGGACAUCUCUGCAGUUGAACCGAUAGUAGCUGCAAGCUAAACAGCGGCCCUGGGAAAUCUAAAGGACCA
Opisthocomus hoazin is the source of this 1308-nucleotide messenger RNA. RefSeq names its product G protein-coupled receptor 83 (gene GPR83). Gene Ontology annotation, molecular function: neuropeptide Y receptor activity. Gene Ontology annotation, biological process: neuropeptide signaling pathway. The record is from RefSeq and is a predicted model, not a curated record. Lineage: Eukaryota; Metazoa; Chordata; Aves; Opisthocomiformes; Opisthocomidae. Gene Ontology annotation, cellular component: plasma membrane.